This is a messenger RNA of Naegleria gruberi, 2271 nucleotides long. RefSeq lists its product as uncharacterized. Gene Ontology annotation, molecular function: protein binding. The transcript has a single exon. Lineage: Eukaryota; Heterolobosea; Eutetramitea; Acrasida; Naegleriidae. The coding region runs from base 301 to 2271 and encodes 656 amino acids. The record is from RefSeq and is a predicted model, not a curated record.
GUAAAUUUGUUUGAGGGCAAAACUGUACAUUUCUCUCCCUCUCUGAAACCAACAUCAAUUUUCAUCUCUCAACAACAACAACAACAGUAACAACUCUGCGAUUACUCUUCUAUAACACCUUUGUUCUAGUAUUAAAAGAGAAGAUUUAUAACAAUAUUAGCUUUUAUUAGUAAGAAGAAGAAGAAUUUCAAAUUGUCGAACCAGAACAACAAUCAUCAUCCGAAUCACAACAACACUCUCAUUACAGUAUUAUAAUAUAAUGCAAAUAACAACAACUCAUAGAAGAAAUAUAAUAACAUCAUGAUAAAACCAACAUCUUAUUCCGCUCCGGCAGCAUUUGAGGUGGUAAUUCCACCUCCCCUCAAUCUAUUGAAUAGAAGAGAGUCUUGCAUUGAGAAUUGUUAUGGAAGUAAUCAAAACUCUGCUCGAUCCAACAAGUCAGUGAAGAGAGCAUCAGAACAUCCAACAUAUAAUUCUAGCAAAUCUUCAGAAGCUGAUGAUACCAAUAAUCAAGCUCAAGCCAGGGGAAUACCCAGGAGGAAGUUGUUAGUUCUCAAUAUUCUGCAACAUCAAUUGGCAGAAACGAGACAGAAACGAUUGGAGGAACAACAGCAAGAAUACAUUAAGAAUGUAUAUCAUCAACAACAACACAAACCAAACAAGAUGACUAUUAAUCAUGACUUGAUUGUGGAUGAAAAACAAGUGAAUAAUGGAAUGUUUUCAGAAUUGAAGAGUUUUCUGCAUGAUGAUUCGGUGCAGUUUCCAUUGCUUAAUACACAUUCGCAACCAGUCAUUGGUCAACAACAACAAUUGUCAACUCCACCACCACUCCUCUCCACUCAAUCUCUCAAUCAAGUCAUUGGAAAUUCAACAAUGGCAGCAUCAACUUCCAAUAUAGAACCAACAAAAGCUCCAAUUCUUCCAUUCAAUAUUGAUUUGGAUCUCAAUCCAAAAAAGCAAGAAAAGAAACACAAACAAUCCAAAGAAUUCUGCGCCAAAAUUAUUGGUGUGCCCUCAAGUUACACAAUUUCCGACAUUCAUGACCUAGUUCUGGAAAGAUGUAGUAUUAUUUGUAAUCAAAUAUGUAUUAAGGAGAAACGAGGAAAACGAACAGCCAUUCUGGAUAUGAAAUCUAAAAAAGAGGCACAAGAAGUGAAAAAGAAUAUUGAAGGAAUUAAGGUUGAACUUCAUGAAUUGAAAGUGAGAGUAAUCAUGAAGAAGAAGAAUCAAGCAGCCAAUUCCUCAUUAUCAACUACCGAAAACACCAAACAAUCAAAUAAUUUACAAAUUGAUUACAAAAUUACCGAAUCUGUAGAGGAUAUUAUUGGAUAUACAUUCUCUAACAAGUCCUAUCUUAUGAUUGCCCUCACUCAUGGUCAUCCAACCUCUCAAACAUGGAUACCCUUAGGAAAGAAACUCUUACAUACCUAUUUGGAUGAAAAUAUUUUCGAGGAGAGUUCGUCCUUUAGUAAACUUGUUGCUGAGAAGAAUGACAUUGAGCAGGGAGUAAUACUAUCUACACUGAUGAGACUUCACACCAUCAAUAGAUAUCUCCGAAAGCAUGGAACCAAUUAUCAAGUAGUUUCUGCAACAGACAUGGCAGAUUGCUUUCUCUCACUCAUGUACUCUAUUAAGGAAGAUUGUCAUGGAGCUGAAGAGGAGAUUAAAAUUUCACUCAUGAGAAUGUAUCACCCAUUGGGAUGUCUUGUUUGUGCAAACAUUACCGAGGAAGAAAUUGAGAAAUUGAAAAGAGGAGCCACAGCUGAUUUCAAACCAAGUGUUUCUGCUCUUCCAAAAGAUGUGGGAAAUCUCUUAACUUUAGGAAAUGAAAUUAAUUACGAGUUACUAAUCUCUGAGGAGUAUUUAGGAAAAGGAUUACAUUUUGCUGCGAGAAAAACCAAUUCACCCUCUUCCAUCAAGACCAUUAUAAGGAAGGGUGCUGAUCCAGAUUAUAGAAUUGGAGGAUACACCCCUCUCAUGGUUGCCAAAUCUCCUGCCCAUUUGAAGGUUCUCAUACAAGCAGGAGCUAGACUCGAGGAAGUUUCACAACCACACAAACUUUCAGUUAUGGCCUGUGCUGUGGAAAGAAAGAGUCACUCCAUUGUGAAAUAUCUAAUCAAUCACCAUGAUUAUGCUGUGGAUGAUCAGGUGAGACCAGCUUGUGAGCAUGCAUUAAGUAUGCUUUCAAAAAUGACGGAUGAAAAGAAGAAGAGUAAAAUGUCUCUAAUCAUCGAGACAUUACAAUCUUUUCUCUCAGAUAGAGAGUUGUAA